CUCCAUCAGUUUCUGGCUGCCUGCACAGUCUCUUCUUCCAGAGUCUAUCUCAGCCAUGGCUGUAGCUAAGCUUAUUGCUGUGCUGGUUCUGCUCCAGAGCUCUGCAGAUUCAAUGGGAGCUGCAGUGAGGAGCUCCAUCGUUGGUGGGGAUGAUGCCCCUAAGGGCUCGUGGCCAUCUUUGGUGUACCUUGACAUCAAGACUGACAGCGGGAAGAGGAAGUGGCACUGCAGUGGCACAAUCCUCAAUGAAAACUGGGUGAUGACUGCUGGGCGCUGCUGGGAUGAUGAAUUGUGGUCUAGAUGGGAUCGAACAGGAGUGUGGGUCGGCGUGCAUGAACUGGAUAAACCAGCUGAACGCUACAGCAAGGUAAUAACCGUUGAUCGUUUGAAUGACUUCGCGGCAGUGGGCAAAAGCUUCGUCAAUGACAUCGCACUGAUAAAGUUGAAGAAACCGUUAGACUUCUCUACGAUGAAACAUACUUCCCCAGUGAAGCUGCCAGAGGAGGAUGAAACCUUCGAUUCAUCCUCUGAGUGUUGGAUCGCUGGCUGGGGGGAAAAAGGUUCAGACAAGAAUCCAAAUUCUCUUCAGCAGCUGAAGGUUUCCAUCUUGCCUCAGGAAAAAUGCAGCCGCAUAUUUCCAGAUAUAACGACAGAAAAGUACAGCGAUAAGAUGGUCUGUGCAGGUGUCCCUAAUGCACAAAACAAGAACGCCUGCGAUGGGGACUAUGGUGACCCGCUCAUGUGUAAAACAAGCAGAGGCUUUGUGCAGGUUGGAAUCAUGAGCUCUGGGAAUCCAGAUGGUUGUAAUAGCGCCUCUUUAACCAUCUACACUAAGGUCUCCGGUUAUAUGGGCUACAUCAACGCUCGCCUUAAUCCUGUCACUAAAGAAUUAGCUUAGGCCUCUUUCUCCAAGAAGCCAAAGAAAAAUAACCUGCAGCCUUUUCCAAUGAGCAGAGUUCCUGCCUCACUCUAAAAACUCUACCCUAAGCUCAUCUCCGCCCUCUUGUUAGCCCCUACUGCUCCUUCACUCUGUUAUAUUUCAAUCACAAUGCAUUAAAGCUUUGAAGCAUCA
Cyprinodon tularosa is the source of this 1072-nucleotide messenger RNA. Its product is annotated as testisin-like. The coding region runs from base 56 to 898 and encodes 280 amino acids. The transcript is spliced from 5 exons. Gene Ontology annotation, molecular function: serine-type endopeptidase activity. Lineage: Eukaryota; Metazoa; Chordata; Actinopteri; Cyprinodontiformes; Cyprinodontidae. Gene Ontology annotation, biological process: proteolysis. The record is from RefSeq and is a predicted model, not a curated record.